AUGGGAAGGAAGCUGCGACACCUGCUGAUUUUCCUGCUCCUCAUUCUGAAGGAGCCCAACACGCCAGAAGGUGGCUGUGACUGUGGACAAUUAUCACACUGCAGAUGCCCAAACAGUGAUUGUGGACAACAAGGUAGAGAUAUCUGUGCAUCGCCAGGUGUUGGAAACUUCGUACGCAAGGGCCUAACCAAGAUCCCUCAGAACCUGCCACCAUACAUCAACGAGUUAAAUCUAAAACUUAACCAGAUAAAUAGUGUUCGGUCUGGCGCAUUCUCAACUCUUCCCACUCUCAGUCUCACCCAUUUAUGCCUCGACUCCAACAACAUAACCAGCAUUCAGGCUAAUGCAUUCUCACGUCUAACAAAGCUAAAAGGUUUGGACCUGAGCAAUAACCGUAUAAACAGCAUUCAGGCUGGUACCUUCUCAAAUCUACCAAGACUCAAAUUAUUGUACCUGGACUCCAACAACAUAACACGCAUUCAAGUUGGCGCAUUCUCAAAUGUACCAAAGCUCAGCAGAUUGUACCUACAGUCCAACAAGAUAACCAACAUUCAGGUUGACACAUUCUCAGACCUACCCGCGCUCGAAAGCUUCACAAUAUGGUGCAAAAGGAGGGGGAACAAUUCUGAUUCAGGUUCGAACUCCAACCCUGUUUUACACAACACAAACACCACAGCUGUUGUAGAGACUAGUGGUCUUGAUCACCAGUAUGAAAAUGGUGACCAACAUAACCAGACAAGGCAGGGUCAGUCUCAGUACAUACCUACACCCAACACAAACACCACAGCUGUUGUAGAGACUAGUGGUCUUGAUCACCAGUAUGAAGAUGUGGACCGACAUAUUCAGACGGGGCAGGGGCAGUAUCAGUACAUACCUACACCCAACACAAACACCACAGCUGUUGUAGAGGCUAGUGUUCAUUGUCACAAGUAUGAAGAUAUGAACCAACAUAAUCAGACAAGGCAGGGCCAGUUUCAGACCAUACCUACACCCAACGCAAACACAACAGAUGCUGUAAUGGCCAGCGGUCACCAGUAUGUAAAUAGUGGCCAACAUGAUCAGACAGGGCAAGUUGUGGGCCAGAAUCAGGGUCACUUUAACUCCAACACAACAGCCACUGUGAUGGCCAGUGGUACUGAUCAGACAGGGCAGGGUCAGUCUCAGACCAUCACUGAAUCCAACACAAACACCACAGCUACUGUAAUGACCAGUGGUCAUGAUCAGACAGGACAGGGGCAAUUUAAGGCUAACAUGGCCUGUGGUCAUGAUCGGGCAGGGCAGGGUCAGUCCCAGGCCAUCACUGAAUCCAACACAAACACCACAGCUACUGUGAUGACCAGUGGU
Messenger RNA from Branchiostoma belcheri (Belcher's lancelet), 1344 nucleotides. RefSeq names its product leucine-rich repeat-containing G-protein coupled receptor 4-like. The transcript has 5 exons. The annotation marks the transcript as partial. The record is from RefSeq and is a predicted model, not a curated record. NCBI's taxonomy places the organism in Eukaryota, Metazoa, Chordata, Leptocardii, Amphioxiformes, Branchiostomatidae. Gene Ontology annotation, molecular function: signaling receptor binding. Gene Ontology annotation, cellular component: endomembrane system.